Messenger RNA from Engraulis encrasicolus (European anchovy), 1298 nucleotides. Its product is annotated as inner centromere protein A-like. NCBI's taxonomy places the organism in Eukaryota, Metazoa, Chordata, Actinopteri, Clupeiformes, Engraulidae. The record is from RefSeq and is a predicted model, not a curated record. The transcript has 7 exons. Bases 115 to 1047 code for a protein of 310 amino acids.
CACACACACACACUCAUGCUACUCGGGAGAAGUGACACUCACACACACUCAUUCCCUACUCCGGCCGGGCGAAGAACAGGACUGUGUUGAUACAGGUAAUUGCGAAGGAGACAUAUGGAAUACCAGAAGAACUCCGAGCCAUUCUAUGACAAGAACACCGUGGAGACACAGCCGGACGCUCCAAACAACCUGAUGUCUACCAGUAGUAUGAACUACCAGAACAUUGACACAGUGGAGAAAGAGGGAGCGCAGAAUGUCCCGGACAGCGAUGACCCCUCCGUCCCAUGCAACAACAAGUGGAGGGUGACAGCCAUAGUGCUCCUGGUGGUAACCAUCAUCUCAUUGGGCGUCUCCAUCGCUAUAGCUGUCAUCUGGUCUCAAGGUACAGACACCCUCCCGACCCCUUCCUCCCCGCAGGCCACCGUCAUGUCCGACUCCCACAGCAUGCUGGAGCGGGAGAAAGCGAUCCGCGCAGAGGAGGAGCAGAAACGAGUGGAGCAUGAGAUGGACAUCCGUGCGGAGGAGGAGAAGAGGAGAGUGGACCUGGAGAAGAGCAUCCGUGCGGAGGAGGAACAGAAAAUACUGGAGAAGGAGUCACAGAUACGGGCCGAGGAGGAGCUGAGGAGGAUGGAGAGCGAGACCCAGAUCCGCAUGGAGGAGGAGAAGAAAAGGAUAGAGGAGGAGGCGGCCAUCAGAGAGGAGGAGGCCAAGAAGAGGAGCGACCUGGAGAGAGAGAUCCGGGCCGAGGAGGAAAAGAAGAGGAUGGAGGGAGAGAGAGCCAUCCGGGCGGAGGAGGAGAGCAAGAGGAUCGAGGGAGAGAGGGCGAUCCGGGCGGAGGAAGAGGCCAAGAGGAUCCAAGCCGUGAAGGAGGUGAGGGAGGAGGAGGAGGAGAAGAGGGAGCUGCUGGAGAGGGCCCUGAUGGAGAGGGAGAGGAGGCUGGAGGAGUUGAGGUCUCAGUGCAAUGCUGGGGAGGUUGCUACCAGCAGCACCAUGGCAUUCGGCUUCCUCACCACCGUACUGCUGUUCACUCAGAUACUGCACUGGUGAACACGCACGCACUGAUACAGAUUAGUACAUUCACACACAGACGCAUACACAGACAUAGACACACACAGAUACACACACAGACAAAAGCACACACACAAGGACACAAUGGACACACAGACACACAGACACAGACACACACACACACACACACACACACACACACACACACACACACACACACACACACACACACACACACACACACACACACACACACACACACACACACACACACACGCACGCACGCACGC